CUUUGGGACAACGCACAUACUUCCUUCUUUCCUUCCCAUAUUUCCGUCCAUCCUUCCUUCCUUCCUUCCUUCCCUCUUUCCUUCAUUCUUUCGCUCCUUCAUUCUUUCAUUCCUUCAUUCUUUUGUUCUUUCAUUCUUUUGUUCUUUCAUCCCCUACAUCCUCACAGACUCACGCCCGAGCCCUUUCUCUCCUCUCUUCCAAGCUUGCCCACUACUCUGUUUCCUUCCUCCCCCCUCUCGCUCUCACUCCUUCCCAGGAUCACCACUGCCUGCACAGCAACGAACAAUUACCUCUUCACAACGGUAGCAACGACUUAAUAUGGCAAAUCAAAGCAUCAUGGUCCCACCGAACAACGCCCCCUGGCCAGGGCUUCAGUCGUCUCAGUCACAGUCGCAUUCCUCGCACCACCAUCCCCACCACUCCAGCCAGCCACAGCCUUCCUCACACCACGCUUCGUCCUCAUACCCAUCACAUCCACCCCCACCUCCCCACUACUACCCACCACAUCCAGGACACCCUCACCAUCCGCCCCCACCACACUCCUCACACCAGCAGCCAUACUAUCCAUAUCAUCACCCAUACCCUGCUGGACCAUACCCACCACCCUACCCAUCCCAUCCCUCCUAUCACCACACCCAUCCUCCCCCACCGCACUACCUUCAACAUCCUGCUGCUAAUGGUACUGCCCGCGAUGGAACACCCUCAUCUACCUCGAACACACACGCCCCUCCCUCUCCUUCUCCGGCUGCCCAGGACAUGGGUUCAAAUGCCGCCAAAACGACCUCCAAAUCCAUCAAGACAGAACCAGAUCUAUCCCCUUCCUCGAAGAAGGCUACUUCGGCUACAUCAAAAUCGACUGCACCCAUCACAGCCCCAAAGACAUUCCGCUUCGAGGGAAGCAUCUCCUCCGAGUCCUACAAGACCACAAAGUCUUUUGACCUCGCAGGCGUCAACAUCCUUAACCGUAAGCCCCUCGACACCCGUACUGCACUCGAUAAGCUGCAGCGCCGACGCGAGACCCACAACCGUGUGGAGCGGAAACGCCGAGAUUGCAUCAACCAGCUAAUUGAUGACUUGACAAAACUGCUGCCUCCUAAACAUCUCGAAGAAGUCACCUCAAAGUGCCAUCGCGUCAAUGUCCUGCGCGGAGCAGUCGCCCACAUCAAGUUUCUUGCCGACCAAAACUUGGCCCUCACAAAGUCUCUAGACACCGCCAAGGAGCAGGGCUUCCAGGUCCCGAUCGACCUCAACCCAUCCGAAGCGUCAUCCAAGGGUACCGAAGGCGCAGAGCCGGCCGCAUCCACCAUCCCCGCUACUGCGGAUGGCUCCGCAGAGGACGAUGGGAUGGCCAUGGAUGUCGACACGUCCGAGCCUGUCAAGCGAGAGAUCAAUGGUGAUGACGAUGAUGAGGAUAUUGAAGAAGACGACGAGGACAAACAGAUCGCUCGCGUGGAAAAGACUUCUUCCAAGUCAUCCUCUCCCUCUGCUAACACGAGCAAUUCGCGGUCUGCCUCCCCAAGACUGACGCCAUCCAAGGCAUUGGCACAUCCACCCGUCAUCGUCACCGAUGCGUCCAGUCCUUCCUCAGACAAGGAAUCAGAUCGCCAGUCCAAGAUAGCCCUUGUUCCUCCACCAGUCUCUAUCCUGAAGGUUCCUGAUGAUGUCCAGGGCUCUUCAUUCCGUCAUCCUCAUGAGCGCAAGAGCUCGUUCAGUGACUGUGCCAGCCCUGCCAGCUCCCUCUCGGCCUCGCCCAUGUUUCCUUCCUCGCCCUACAUAGCCAAGUCCGAAUCCUCAACAUCGACAUUCCCUCCCUCACCCGUGUCGCCCUCUCCCUCUGCGCGCCAGAACCCGUUCUCGAUGACUGUCAGCCAGGCCGAGGGUCACCAGAGCUCCUUGAGCAAGGAUCAGCAGCAGAAGCUGUCACCAUUCAUGCAGCACCAGCCGACCUCAGCCUCGCCUUCGUUGCCACCAAUUUCAUCCUUGGCCAAUCUGCAGCUACAGUCGCCCUCUGGGGCGAUGGAGAUUUCUGGUGAGAGACUCCCCACGGACUGCCAGACAUCACCGUCCCUGCGGUCUUCGUCCAACAGUUACUCUGGAGCCUCAUCUGGGUCGUCUCCUUCCUCCAAUGCCAAAUUUGGAAGCCAUCGCUCUGGUCCCACGUUGCCGCCACUGAAAAUCCCUCCUCAGCAGCAUCUUCAUCCUUCCUAUGCCAAUGGAGGUCAUCCCAACGGCAACAGCACCAGCAGCCAGACGCUCUCUCCACACCAGUCUUCGACCUCUCCUCGCCACCAUCAUCGAAACUCGGACGAGCAGCCCCCAGUCUCGCCGUUCAUGCUCUCGCCGAUGAUGUCGCGAUCCCCCUCCAUGGGUCCGCUCUCAUCGUCCUCUGCAGGCACCUCGCCUUAUCCCCACUGGGGACACGAGGGAUCAGAUGUACCGCCACCACCUCAUCCAGGUCACUACAUGCCAGGCUCGCUCUCGUCUCACGUCUAUCCACAUGGCUAUCCUUAUCCUUACCCAUAUCACCCUUCGUAUGGAUACCCGCAUCCUCACGGCCCUCCUCCGCCGCAUCAUCCUCAUCACCCGCCCCCACAUCACUCGGCCCCACCGCAGCCGACGUCCCCUCAACCAAUGCUGGCACGAUCCCUUCAGCCAGAGCCGAUCUUUAUCCAAGAGGAGCCGUGGAACGUGCAGCGCAAGAAAAGCACAUCCGGUGUCACUAACAAGAAUCAGUCUGGUUCGAAACAGUCUGGUGGCAGCAAGAAGGGCCUUCAAGAGAAGGAGGAAGACCAAUUGACGGAGGAGCCUCCAAUGUCACCGUCAUCUUCUGUGACAUCGAGUACUUCCUAUCCUGCAAGCCCUAACCAUCGCAAGCGGUCGUCGCAUAACUAUGGCGAGGAUGAAGAUGCCAACGUAAAAUCGUUCUCGAGCCUAUCCAAGCGGGCGAAGCAGCAGGAGCAGACAUUGGGUGCGGAUCUGGAGAAUAAUGGAGGAGAUGACCGGACGAAGAAUGGAUUGCGUCCACGGGAUAGUGGGAUUGUUGUCGUAGUGGUCGAGGCGGAUAGUGAGGCGCCUUCGCCGACUAAUGUUGUUGUGGUUGAGGAGAGCAAGUUGAAGGAGAGCAAGUUGAAGGAGAAGAAGGAGCUUGCUGUUGAGAAGGAUACUGAGAUGUUGUCGUCUGUACAGGAGCGGAUAGAGGAUGCUAAGGACGCAGCACAGGCGUUGACUACUCUAGCUCAGGACAGAGAAUAAGGCCUUCUUUCAUGUAAAAUAAAAUAAAAUAAAAUAAAAUAAAUAAAAAAACAGAAGCAUAUUUGCGAGUUGAACAC
Gamsiella multidivaricata is the source of this 3330-nucleotide messenger RNA. RefSeq lists its product as uncharacterized. The coding region runs from base 320 to 3253 and encodes 977 amino acids. The record is from RefSeq and is a predicted model, not a curated record. NCBI's taxonomy places the organism in Eukaryota, Fungi, Mortierellomycota, Mortierellomycetes, Mortierellales, Mortierellaceae. The transcript has 2 exons. Gene Ontology annotation, molecular function: protein dimerization activity.